Molecule: messenger RNA, 594 nt
Organism: Brassica napus (rape)
Lineage: Eukaryota; Viridiplantae; Streptophyta; Magnoliopsida; Brassicales; Brassicaceae
Exons: 1
Coding region: 1-594 (197 amino acids)
Source: RefSeq, a predicted model, not a curated record
AUGCUAGAGGAUCUAACUAUCAAGUUACCUCUUGUGGAUGCGAUCCAGAUGAUACCUUCUAUGCGCAACUUGAUGAAAGGGUUAAUCUCUGGCAAGGUAACUGGAGACAGUGAACUAUUUGUGGUUUCAAAAGAAUGCACUGCGGUACUUCAGAACAAGCCGAUUAAUAAAUUGGAUGAUCCAAACAAGUUUGUUCUCUCCAUACAAAUUGGGAGAACCAUAUUCGCUUGUUCUCUAUGCGAUCUGGGUUCCAGUGUCAAUCUUAUGCCUUACUCCGUGGCAAAACGAAUGGGCUUCACAGACUUCAAGCCGACGACAAUCUCCCUGGUGUUCGCCGAUAGAUCAGUCAAGUCACCGGUGGGUACUCUGGAAGACCUUCAUGUCCGAGUGGGUAACAUAUUUGUUCCGACAGAUUUUGUGGUUCUGGAGGUUAAAGAAGAACCGAGAGAUCCACUCAUCCUAGGUCGUCCUUUCUUGUGCACAGCUGGUGCGAUCAUUGAUGUUCGACAAGGAAGGAUUGAUCUUCACAUAGGAGACAUUGCGAUGAACUUAGAAAUGAACAAAUUGCUGAAGAAACCGAUGUUAGAUGCAUAG